AUUAUAGAAAUUUGUGUGUAGACCCAGUAAGAGAUUGUACAAUCAUUUCAUUUUUCCCUGGGCAAUAAAUCUAUUUUUUUUAUAGAGACAUGUGGUCAAUGGAUUGUGAUAGUUUUGCUGAACUUUGUCGAGGAUAUUUACCAUACUAUUUAUUAAUAUUUUUGCCAAUCUUCAUCAUUAUUUCGCCGGUCAAUCCUGUGACUGCCUCCCACGAGUUUCCCGUAUAUCGUAUGCACCAAUAUGAUUUGCAUGGGAUUCCGCAUGGUUGCCGUAAUGCACCUAUUUCCUUAGAGGCAAGAUCAUUGACUGGAUGGAGUACUUCCAGGCAUUGCGUAGUUGCGAAAGCUCUAGAUAUCACUCCAUCUUUCUUCCAGUCUAUUAAAAGUAAAGCUGGUGCAUUGGUAAUUGUUUUACCUGAAAGAUUGAAUGAGCUAACAGUGGAACAAAAGCAGCACAUUAUGAAUUUGGAAGUGUCUAUGAUGUACAGUUCUGAAAUAAUGAUACCAGUAUAUUUUGUAUUGUGGCAUCCAGAUCUUCAAACAAUCCUAAGUGAUAUCGCAGAUGGCUUUAUUACUGAUGAAAAAGCUGGUUCAGCAGCAGAAGCCAUGUAUAAUUCAAUUUCUGCUAGUGGUUAUCAGGUAGUAGUAGCAUCUGGACAAGCACUUCCUAAAACAGAUGUUAAAGUUGCCACUCUGCAUGGUAAAUUAACUGGUACUGGUGCUGAAGAAAAGUUACCUACAAUAGCAAUAGUGACACAUUAUGAUAGUGCUGGUAUAGCACCUGAAUUGUCAUUUGGUGCAGACAGUAAUGCUUCUGGUAUAUCCAUGCUCCUAGAAAUAGCAAGAUUGUUCUCUGCUUUAUAUUCUAUUGGUCGAUCAAGGCCACAAUAUAAUCUUGUUUUUAUUGUAACUGGAGCUGGUAAAUUAAAUUAUCAGGGUAGUAAGAAAUGGUUGGAGGAUCAAUUGGACAGUCUUGAAGGAUCUAUCAUACAGGAUGCGGCUUACGUAAUAUGCCUUGACACAGUUUCUGCAAGUGAUAAUUUAUAUAUACAUGUGUCGAAACCGCCUAAAGAAAAUUCAUCCGGUGGUUUGUUUUACAAAGAACUUAAAGCUGUGUCACAGUCAUAUGCUGUCAAUGUUGAAGGCGUGCAUAAGAAGAUAAAUCUUGCAGAAGAAAUAUUAGCUUGGGAACAUGAGAGAUAUAGUAUUCGAAGAUUGCCAGCUGCGACUCUAUCUACAUUAAAAAGUCACGAAGAUCCAUCUAGAACUACUAUAUUAGAUGUCACUAGAGAUGGACAAAUAGAUAAGUUGUACAAACAUACUCAAGUUGUCUCUGAAGCAUUAGCGCGCCAUAUAUAUAACUUGAGUUCCAGUCAAAUAUUCGCUGAUUCCUUGGAUGUUUCAAAGGAAUCGUUAUCCUUAUGGUUCAAUUAUUUUGCUUCUCAACCACGAGCAGCAUCUCUACUAGCAGAUAAACAUAAUUUACUAGUCACUACUUUAAAAGAAGCUAUGGCAAGAUAUUUGGGAGAUAUUAAGAUUACUUUGCACACUCCUGAUAAACGAGAUCCAGAAUUUGUAUUCUACAAUAUUGCAAAAGCAACUUUGAAUGUAUAUAGUGUAAAGCCUGCUGUGUUUGAUCUCUUUCUUACGAUCGGCAUAAUUUUGUACUUGGGGAUACUGUACAUAAUUGUACAUAAUUUUCCAUAUGCUUAUUCCAUAGCAACUAGAUUCUCUGCGAAAAGCAAGACAGCUUAAAUGUUAUUUCAUAUUUAUAAAUGAAAAACGGAGUUUUCUUUGAAUUUCAAUUUUCUAAAAUAUGUUGAACGAUCGAUUUAAAAAAAGAUCGAUUUUGUAAAAAGAGUUUACUAGGAUUAUAUUAGAUAAUGUUUCUUCUAAAUUAUAUAAAUUAUACAUUGAUGUGUAUGUAAGUAUUUGCAGAAGAUGGGAUAUAUCAAAGCAUAUACAAAUUUAUGUAUUCAUUUAAUGAACUUUUAAUUAUGUAAUAAUUAAAAAUAUAUGAACAUGUUUUUUUAUAAUGCUUAA
This is a messenger RNA of Odontomachus brunneus, 2042 nucleotides long. Its product is annotated as nicalin. NCBI's taxonomy places the organism in Eukaryota, Metazoa, Arthropoda, Insecta, Hymenoptera, Formicidae. The transcript has 7 exons. Gene Ontology annotation, cellular component: endoplasmic reticulum membrane. The coding region runs from base 90 to 1754 and encodes 554 amino acids. The record is from RefSeq and is a predicted model, not a curated record. Gene Ontology annotation, biological process: regulation of signal transduction.